Molecule: messenger RNA, 2297 nt
Organism: Helianthus annuus (common sunflower)
Lineage: Eukaryota; Viridiplantae; Streptophyta; Magnoliopsida; Asterales; Asteraceae
Product: protein KINESIN LIGHT CHAIN-RELATED 2
Exons: 3
Coding region: 294-2183 (629 amino acids)
Molecular function (GO): protein binding
Source: RefSeq, a predicted model, not a curated record
CCGCCAACCGAAUAAAAGCGAUUGCGAAAGAAAUAAAGAGCGACGGUUGCGGAGACGGUGGUUGUGCCGUAGAUCCUCCGUCGUCUUCCACCACCGUUCUCGUCUGUAAUUUCACAUCCAUCUUAUCUUCAUUCCUCAUCAUUCAUUUCAUAAUCUGCACAACAACAACCGUUUUCUGCAUCCUUCUAGCUCUGUAUUCUGUAUCGGUCUUUGAUUGCAGAUCUACACGCGGAGGAGAUCAGAGAUUAUUAUUUGAGUGAGAUAUCAAGGCAAAUCACAUUUUAGGAAUAAAAAUGUCGAAAUCUGGCUUGCACUCGAGUUCACUUGGCAACCUUUCCUUGCUCCAUAAAGACCUGUUCAUCAUUACACCACCAAGUAGUCCAUUGAGCACACGAGAACUCGACAACAACAUAAUCGAUUUAGAUCAAGUCAGCCCUCUAGCAGCCGACAGUUACGAGCAGUUAUAUCGUGACGCCUUUAAUUCACAAAGCCAGAAAUUUAUAACCAAUAACCUUAAAACUAGUACUCAGAAGAAAUCAAACUUAUCUUCAACCGUCAAAACACUUCCAUCUCUCAAAACGGAAAAGCCGAAAGCAAGAACUAAUUCAUUUCAUGACAAUAACCAGAAAAACCACCCUCGUAAAACCGGAAAUAGUAGUUUAAAAGUAUCGAACGGGAGAGAAGAACCAGCAUACUUAGGGCCUUACUUACUUAAACAAACGCGCGAGUUGUUAUCACUAGGGGAAAACCCGAAGAAAGCUCUUGAAGUGGGUGUAAGAGCAAUGAAAGCGUUCGAAAACAGUCGAUUUCAGAAGCCAAAUUUGGAGUACGUCAUGUGUUUGCAUAUCGUAGCCGCAUUGUACUGUAGUUUAGGGCAGUACACUGAAGCGAUUCCGCUUCUAGAACGUUCUAUCGAGAUACCAAACACGGGUUCAGGCCAGAAACACUCGCUAGCUAAAUUUGCGGGGUGUAUGCAGUUAGGCGAUACGUACGCGAUGCUCGGACACGUUGAAAAUUCGAUAUUCUGUUAUACGGCUGGUCUGGGAAUCCAACGACAGGUUUUGGGUGAAACCGAUCCGAUAUUUGGAGAAACGUGCAGGUAUGUAGCGGAAGCUCAUGUUCGUGCGAUGGAGUUUGACGAAGCUAAGAGGUUAUGUCAAACGGCUCUCAACGUUCACAAAGCAAACGGUUCAACCGCUUCUGUAGAAGCAGCAGCCGACCGAAGACUUAUGGGUCUUGUUUGUGACGCCAAGGGUGAAUACGAGGCUGCACUCGAACAUUACGCGUUAGCCAGCAUCAUCAUGUCGGCAGCAGGUCAAGAUUCUGAUGUUGCAGCGAUUAACGUCUGUAUCGGUGAUGCGUACUUAUCACUAGCCCGUUACGACGAAGCGGUUUUCGCUUAUCAAAAAGCGUUAAACGUGUUCAAGGCAACGAAAGGAGACAAUCAUCCAUCUGUCGCUACAGUUUUCGUACGUUUGGCUCAACUUCAUUACAAAAUGGGGAAGUUUCGCGAGUCAAAAUCUUACUGCUUAAACGCACUGCGGAUCUACGAGAACCCGAUGCAGGGAAGUUCUAACGACGAUAUUGGUAACGGGUUUAUUGAAGUUGCGGGUAUUUAUGAAUCCAUGAAUGAAGUUGGUGCAGCGGUUAACUUACUGAAACGGGCGCUUAAGGUUUUGGGUCAAGACGACGGUCAACUGAGCACGCUUGCGGGUGUGGAGGCUCAAAUGGGAGUUUUGUAUUACAUGAUGGGGAGUUAUUUGGACUCGUAUGGUUAUUUGAAGGCGGCUGUUUCGAAACUACGAGUGGUUGCGGAGAAGAAAUCGGCUUUGUUUGGUAUUGUUUUGAACCAAAUGGGAUUGGCUUGUGUUCAAAUGGAGUUGUUUGAUGAGGCUGUUGAGGUUUUUAAAGAAGCAAAGGGUGUUUUAGAGGUGGAAUAUGGUGCUAAUCAUUCGAAUACAAUCGCGGUUUAUAGUAAUCUUGCUGGAACUUAUGAUGCAAUGGGCAGGUAUGAAGAGGCAAGUGAGAUACUGGAAUAUGUGGUGAGGAUGAGAAAGGAGAAGCUGGGAACAGCAAGUUCAGAAGUGGAUGAUGAGAGAAGAAGACUGAGGCAGUUAUUAAAAGAUUCAGGCAAGGAUUUAAGCAAGAAAGAUAUGUCACUUCAAUUUCUGCUUCAUGAUUAACAACAAACACACUUCACUUGUGUCUCUCUCUCUCUCUCUUUAUUUAAAAACCAAUCCAAGAUUAUAAUAUCAAAUUUCGGUUAUUUAUUUCUUGUUCAAGUGGUUUUGUAAUCA